CAGAAGUCCAUCAUCAAUGCACUGAAUCAAUGUUGUUGUAGUUCAGACGCGAUCAGAAGCGACAUCAGUAUGAUGAAUAAUACCUUCAUUUUUGGGGUUUUAUUACUCGUGAAUGGUGUGUUUGGUGUUGAAGCAGAUGAAGUGUCCGUAUCAGUGAUGGAGGGAGAUUCAGUCACUCUACACACUGAUGUUACUGAAAUACCGAAGGAUAGUAACAUAAUAUGGAAGUUUAAUGAUGAAAUCAUAGCUAGAAUGAAUGAAGCAGAUGGAAAUCCCUCUACAUAUGAUGGCCCCGGUGCAAUAUUUAAAGACAGACUGAAGCUGGACAAACAGACUGGAUCUCUGACCAUCACAAACAUCAGAACUGAACACAUUGGACGUUAUAGUGUAGACAUCAAGAGCACAGAUGCAAAACUGAAGACAUUUCAAGUUACUGUCCAUGGUGUGUUUAGUGUUGACGGGGUGAAGCAAAUGUCAGAGAGGAAUGGAGAUACUGUCACUCUACAGACUCGCAUUACUGAUAUAACAGGAGACGAUGUGAUCGAGUGGACGUUCGGACCCCAAAACACUUCUGUAGUAAAAACUGACAGAGAAAAUGGACGAAUAAUAUAUAAUGAACAUGAUGUGAGAUUUACAAACAGACUGCAACUGGAUAUUAAAACUGGAAAUCUCAAAAUCAGCAACAUCAAGACUGAAGUUGCAGGAGUUUAUCACAUAAAGAUCAUCAAAAGCACGUAUGCCGUACAGAAAAGCUUCAGUGUUACUGUCAGUGCUCAGUCAGGUGCUCCUUCAGGGAUUUGUGGUGCUGGUGUUGGUCUGGUAGUUUGGGCUGUAACUGUGUUUUUUGCUGCAAGAAGUAUAAGCAACGAAGGCAAAGGUGUUUCAGUGAAUAUAAAGUGAAUCACUCUCAGGAUCAGCGUGAAGAUGAGAAGCAACAGUUCAUAAGCACUGGAACAAUAUAAACUUAGGCUUUGCAUGACAUAAUAAUCAGCUUUUAAUUAGUUUUUAUAUGUUUAUAUUUUUGACAUAUCACAUAUUUUUCCCUCAUGUUUGACUACUAGAAAAAAAGGGAACACUAUAGUCUGAAAUGUUUAAGUUGCAGAACUAUUCAAGACUUUGUCUGAUUAAAUAGGUUAAAAAUAUUCUCAUUGUAAACCAGCAGGGUUUGGUUGCUUGAAAAUGUUUUCUCUUCAUAGUUUAAUCUUCAUAUCUUAUUUGCAUGGGGAUUUGUGAAAGGUGAAAAGUAUCAAUUCUGUUCCAUUCUUAUGAAAGUUUAUGUGCAUGUGGUGCUCAUACAUAUAGAUCUAUGUACAAAAACACAAUAAAGCCAAUCAAACCUGAUAAAACUGAGACUGUUUUAU
Molecule: messenger RNA, 1361 nt
Organism: Carassius carassius (crucian carp)
Lineage: Eukaryota; Metazoa; Chordata; Actinopteri; Cypriniformes; Cyprinidae
Exons: 5
Coding region: 70-900 (276 amino acids)
Source: RefSeq, a predicted model, not a curated record